This is a messenger RNA of Canis lupus familiaris (dog), 1665 nucleotides long. It is a transcript of the gene CDX1, whose product is annotated as caudal type homeobox 1. Lineage: Eukaryota; Metazoa; Chordata; Mammalia; Carnivora; Canidae. Gene Ontology annotation, cellular component: nucleus. The record is from RefSeq and is a predicted model, not a curated record. Gene Ontology annotation, molecular function: DNA-binding transcription factor activity, RNA polymerase II-specific; RNA polymerase II transcription regulatory region sequence-specific DNA binding. Gene Ontology annotation, biological process: animal organ morphogenesis; embryo development; anterior/posterior axis specification. The transcript is spliced from 3 exons. The coding region runs from base 41 to 838 and encodes 265 amino acids.
GGCUGGGGGCGCAGCAUGCGCGCGGGCCCCCGCGGCCACCAUGUACGUGGGCUAUGUGCUGGACAAGGACUCCCCGGCCUACCCCGGGCCCGCCAGGCCCGCGGGCCUCGGCCUGGGCCCGCAGGCCUACGGCCCCCCGCCUGCGCCCCCGGGACCCCCGCAGUACCCCGACUUCGCCGGCUACUCCCACGCGGAGCCGGCCCCCGCACCCUCCGCGGCCUGGAGCGCGCCCUUCUCGGCGCCCAAGGACGACUGGGCCGCCGCCUACGGCCCAGGCCCCGCGGCCCCCGCCGCCAGCCCGGCCCCGCUGGCAUUCGGGCCCCCUCCGGACUUCAGCCCGGUGCCCGCGCCCCCUGGGCCCGGCCCCAGCCUCCUGGCGCAGCCCCUCGGCGGCCCGGGCGCCCCGUCCUCGCCCGGAGCGCAAAGGCGGACGCCCUACGAGUGGAUGCGGCGCAGCGUGGCGGCCGGAGGCGGCGGUGGCAGCGGUAAGACCCGGACCAAGGACAAGUACCGCGUGGUCUACACUGACCACCAGCGCCUGGAGCUGGAAAAGGAGUUCCACUAUAGCCGUUAUAUCACCAUCCGGCGGAAGUCAGAGCUUGCUGCCAAUCUGGGGCUCACUGAACGGCAGGUGAAGAUCUGGUUCCAAAAUCGGCGGGCAAAGGAGCGCAAAGUGAACAAGAAGAAGCAGCAGCAGCAGCACCCGCCGCCCCCCCCUCCAGCCCAUGAAGUCACCGCCGCCACAGCUGGGCCACCCCUGGGGGGCCUGUGCCCCAGCUCUGCUAGCCUCCUGGGGGCCUCCUCCCCAAUGCCGGUCAAGGAGGAGUAUCUGCCAUAGCCUCCUGCCCAGCCUCGUGGGCUGGGGGGCCUGGGGACUCAGAUGCUGGCCAUGUGGAUCCUGUUAAGGCCUAGGAGGCCUGGUCUGAGUCCCAGCCCUGCCACUGACUUUCGGAAUGACCUUGGACCAGCUGCCCUACCCAGUCCCUGCAUCCCUGUGGCCCAUCUGUGUCUUGAGCCUGCGGGAUAAGGACCUCUCCAGCUCCUAGGGGAUAAGGAAGCCCAGGGUGGGAGGUCUCAGUCCCUAGAGGGCUAGGUGAGGGGCCCUAAGUCCCCAUGCCCCACCGCGUUCUCCAUGGGUUCAAGGGUGGGAGGCUGCUGGAGGGCCUGGACUGAUUCAGGAGAAAGGAGCCAGAGCUGAGAGAAGACGGAAUGCUUGCAGUCCAUGACCCGAGGGGAAGGGACAUGGUCAGCUCCCACCUGCCUCUUCCUGGGCCUCACCUCCAGCUGCCCACCCCCCGCCCGCCCGCCCCAUCACAAAUUGGCCUGACCCCUCUCCAGGCUGGAUGCAAAGCACAAAGCCCACAAGACUGGGCCAGAGCAAGCAGCUCUGGUGACCAUCCGCUCUGGCUUGCGGAGCCAUAUCCCCCCGCUGGCAUUCUCAGUGGGGCUUCCAGAUGCGGAGAGGCAGAGGGGGCCAGAGGGCGGGGGCCGCCUGCCUAGUUUCUGCUGCCCCACAAGGCUGUCACUUAGGGCCCAGGCCUCAGGGAGUCCCCGGGGGACUUUCUCUGGACCAAGCAGAGCUCACAGCUGGGCACAUGUUGUAUGUACAUAGAGUGGAAUCUCUUGGAUCAGCUUCAAGAAUAAAUUUUUUUUCUCUUGAAAAAA